AUGGCUAAUACAACAAGUCAGCUCGAGACUCUUAUGGCAGCCGUUAAUUCUCUUCUCCAGCUUCAACUCAAUCGCCAGGAAGAAAAACGGGAGGAUCCAGCCCGUCCACACUCACCAUCUCAAAUCGAAAUUUUCAACCAUUUGAGUGCUCGCGUCGAGAAAUAUAGCUAUGGUUCGGGCGACGAAAUAAAGCCAUUCGAGAAGUGGUUACUUCGCUACGAGUACACCAUCGUCACGGAAACGAGUUGUUUACCGGCUGAAAUGCGAACACGCCUAGUUUUAGACAAGCUAGGUCAAACGGAAUUUGACAGAUUGGUGGAUCACGUUGCACCUACGGUUCCGUCUCAAUUAUCUUUGGAAGAUCUCCUUUCCAAGCUCAAGGAACUCUUUCGUGAUAAAGUGCCUCUUACUCGUCGACGUAUUGAAAUAUUAAAUUAUCGGUAUGACAAAGCGGUACCGAUCUCUGAGCACAUCGAUCGUAUCAAUCGCCACGCGGCCGAUUUCGACCGAUCAAAGUUAACGGAUGACAGUCUUCGAACACUGUUAUUGCUACAAUCGUUCUGUUACUCGAGUGACAACGAUCAACUAAAGAAGAUUGCACUUCGAGUCAUUGAGAAGAAUCAAGAUGCUUCACUAAAGGAUGUCGUCGCAGAGCUAGAAGCUUACAUGAAUGUCACGUCAGGCAUGAAGACAUUAGAGAAUCCUUCGAAACCUCCGCAAACUACGGUAUUAAGUAUUACUCAAUCCAAAGACAAUCCAAGAAAACAGAAAAUUUCUAAGGAUAAAAGUUCGCCGAAAACCUCGCCUCAACCGGCAACAAAAAAUAAGUGCAAUGGUUGCGGCGGCAGCCAUCCUCGCGCUAAAUGUACUUUUCGCGACGCGGAAUGUUAUAAAUGUUCGAAGAAGGGCCACAUUGCGAAGAUGUGCCGCUCAAAUACAGAAGAUUCUAAAACACAACUUCAAAUAAAAAACGUUGCUAUACAAGCGCUCUCCGCGGUCGGUAAGCGCAGACGUCAUUAUAUUACGGCAUCUCUAAUCGGUAAAUCGGUAAAUUUACAAUACGAUACCGGCUCUGAUAUCACGAUUAUCGGUAAAAAUGAAUGGCUCCGCAUCGGUUCACCUAAACUUAUCACUAGCGAUAUAGUCGAACACGCAGGCGGGAGUGCAUUAGAGAUUAUCGGUAAAUUUUACAGUACAAUUACAGCACUCGGUCGUAGAGGCAAAAUCUAUGUACACGUCGCUUCUCGAGAUGACAUCAAUCUUUUUGGUCUUAACGCAAUUGAUAAUCUCAACUUCUGGAACGUACCAUUGAGUAAGUUGCAUCCAGGCAGCUCAACGUCAAAUAAACAGCACGCCAAGCUAUCGAAGCUAAUCGUAAGUACCACGGAGAAGGAUGUUACGUCACCACAUGAUGCCUAUCUCGAAGACGCUCUUGCGCGUUUUCCGAGUCUAUUCGCCGAAGAAUUGGGUACAUGUCACAACUUCAAGGUAAAGUUUAAUUUAGCAGAUAAUGCUCAACCAGUCCAGAAUUCGUGUAGACAGAUCGCUUUCGCCAUGGAAACUCUUCUCGAGGAAGAAUUAAAACGUCUCGAAUCUUUGGACAUCAUUGAACGAGUAGAAGCGUCAUCUUGGACAUCACCCAUCGUUAUUGUGAAAAAACGCAACGGGAAGAUUCGUUUAUGCGCAGACUACUCUACAGGAGUCAACCGUGCUUUGGUCGAUAAUAAGCAUCCUUUGCCUAUCAUGGAAAUGAUCGACGAGGAUCAUCGAGAAGUCACAACCAUCACAACGCCGAAGGGACUCUACAGAUUCAAACGCUUGCCUUUUGGUAUUAAGACGGCACCGGCUAUUUUUCAACAAGCUAUGGACGUCACAAUUUCUGGCCUCGAAGGAGUAUACGCAUAUUUGGAUGAUGUUGUCGUAACAGGUUCCACCCCAGAAGAAAUAAAAUAUCUAGGAUUAAUUGUAAACGCACGCGGUAUAUCCCCAGAUCCUGAAACUACGUCCGCUAUAGUUAACAUGCCAAACCCCACAUCUGUAUCAGAAGUACAGAGUUUUCUAGGUAUGAUCAACCAUUACGGCAAAUUCAUUCCUCACCUGCACGAGAUGAAACAGCCCCUAGAAGAACUCACUCGCAAGAACCAUCAUUGGUCAUGGAAUCGAAAACAUGAUUCAGUAAUGAAGAAAAUAAAAGAGGUUAUGCUCAGUCCUCUCUUACUGGAGCAUUACGACCCCUCGAAGACACUCGUAGUGGCAGCGGACGCGUGUGCUACUGGAGUAGGCGGAGUACUAUUGCAACGGGAUGCACAAGGCUAUGAACGCGCUGUCUACCACAUGUCACAAAGCCUCACAGACGCUCAGCGAAAUUACUCGCAACUCGAAAAAGAAGCAUUAGCACUUGUUACCGCCGUCGAACGAUUCCAUAAGUUCAUCUGGGGAAGAAGAUUUAUCCUGCAAACAGACCACAAACCUCUUGUAGCGCUGUUGCAGACAGAGAACACGAAAGGUCUUAAACCUACCACAGCAGCACGUCUCAAGCGCUGGGCAUUGCGACUCUUGGGCUACGAUUUCAAGAUAGAAUAUAUACGUACGCAAGAUUUCGGUCAAGCAGAUGCCUUAUCCCGUCUGAUCGACAAAUUUCGAAGAGACAACGCUGAAGAACUGCAAGAGCUUCGCAACAAAUUGAAGACAGCUUCUAAAGAAGAUCCAUUUCUUCGCUCAGUUUUUAAUGCCAUUAAAGAAGGAUGGAAGACAACAAAAAAUCCAAGUCCUUUAGAUUACUUCAGGAAACGUUCAGAAGAACUCUCCAUAGUUGAUGACACCUUACUCCUGGGCGAUAGGAUUGUCGUUCCAAAAAAGUUGCAGCCAACGAUCCUAGCAGCACUCCACAAGGGCCAUCCCGGCAUUCGAAGAACCAAACAGCUGGCACGUGAAUAUGUUUUCUGGCCCAAAAUGUCAGAAGACAUAGAACGUCUCAUACGUCAGUGCGAACCGUGCGCACUAAAUCAAAAACUACCCGUAAAGGUUCCGUUAGAACCUUGGCCUGUUCCAUCACGCCCUAUGGAACGGGUACACCUCGACUUUGCAGGCCCAAUCGAUGGACAAUAUCUACUGAUCUUCGUAGACGCCUAUUCAAAAUUCUUAGAAGUGGCAAUCACACCCACAAUCUCUGCAAGACGCACCGUCGAUUUGUGUCACGAAAUCUUCGCUAGAAAUGGACCCCCGGAUAUAGUCGUAACAGACCAUGGAACACAGUUCACUUCAGAACUAUUUAAAAGCUUUUGCAAAGAUAUGCAAACGACGCAUAUUCUUACCUCUGUGAAUCAUCCACAGUCAAACGGUCAAGCCGAGAGAAUGGUGGACACUGUAAAAAGAGCUAUUGCUAAAAAUCCCAGCAAUUGGAAACAACAGUUAUUCGAUUUUCUCUACAGUUAUCGCUACACACCAUGCUCAGCGGCUCCUGAAGGAAAAUCUCCAGCAGAACUCUUUUUCGGACGUCGCAUGAACACCCCGUUUACCAAAUGGCUACCGACUCCGAAAUCAAGCAGACCUACUGCGACAACUCCCACUGUAUCCAAACAACAAGCGAUGCAGAAACAAUUCUCGAAACAUCACGGAGCUCGUCCCCGAAGCUUAGCGGUGGGAGACCGUGUAGUUGUCCUAAAAGGGAAGGACAAGCGAGUACAGGGUACCAUCCAUGGUGUCUUGUCAAAAAUCCGUUAUUCAGUACGCUUGGACAACGGUAAAAUAGUAGAUCGACAUAUCAACCACAUCUGGAAAGGUGGUUCCGACUCUCCGAUCCAACCUCAGGAAGCAGGAGACGACUGGACGCUUCUGGAAACGCAGAUCCCACAGCCAGGAUCUCCAACCGAUCCGGCACUCUCCGAACCAUCACUUUCAACCAGCUUGAGUACUGUCGAGUUGUCAUCGAACUCGCCCGGAAUUCAAAGUCCUGCUGAUCAAGAUCCAGGUCCGGCUAUAACCGAAGCAACCCCUGCUAGACCCAUUCGUAACCGAGCCCCUCCAAGACGAUUAAUUUUAGAUCCAGCUGCCAAAAGCUAUAUCGAACGGUAA
Vollenhovia emeryi is the source of this 4074-nucleotide messenger RNA. RefSeq lists its product as uncharacterized. Lineage: Eukaryota; Metazoa; Arthropoda; Insecta; Hymenoptera; Formicidae. Gene Ontology annotation, molecular function: zinc ion binding; RNA binding. Gene Ontology annotation, biological process: DNA integration. The record is from RefSeq and is a predicted model, not a curated record. The transcript is spliced from 4 exons. The coding region runs from base 1 to 4074 and encodes 1357 amino acids.